UUGACUGGACACAUUACUGUAUUUAUAUUUAUCAUUCUGUCAUUUAUUGUUUUGCACUGUCUACUCGCGUGUGGUGUUAGCGACCGAGCAGUCGAGGAUCUAAUGGUGAAGAAGUUCCAUAUACGCUAACAUGCCUAAAUGCCCAGCUUUGCAAAGUAUUCCAGAGACAACAACGAGAGCGCUCGAGAAGAAUUAUUGCUGAACGGAUACCACACCUCUUCAUCUUGUAGCGACACCCCAACCACUCGGAUUUUACUUUUCACAAGACUUCCACUUAUUUAUUGUGUUUAUUCUUAUUUUUUUCCUGACUGAACGGAUAUGUGAAAAAAUCACCCCGGAAGGUGUUGCCAAGUGAAGUGUUGACAAGAGCUUACGAGUGAAGUUUUCAAACUUUUUCUUCUUGUUGUGGCGGUUCCUGUCAAGUCAUUGGAGAAGGCAAAAUGGAUCAAGCCAGCGGUGGUGACGACCCCAAUAAACCUUCGAAAAAGAGGUCCAGCGAAGAUGAAGGCAGAAACAAAAAGCUGAACAUACACAUAAAAACAUUGGCUGAUGAUAUGCGCGAUCGCAUUACCAGUUUCCGAAAGACAGGAACGAAGAAGGAGAAGCCGCUCAUACAGCACCCCACGGACCCCCUCUCCAUCCACACCGAACUGCCCAUCCCUCAGCCCCUUUUCGACGACCGUUCAAAGAACCUCUCAGAAAAGGAGAUCAUUGACCUCUUUGAGAAGAUGAUGGAGGACAUGAAUCUGAAUGAAGAGCGAAAGGCGCCUCUACGCGGGAAGGACUUGAGCACCAAACGGGAGAUGGUAGUUCAAUACAUCUCUGCCACUGCCAAAUCUAUAACUGGGAGCAAAGUGGCGGGAGGACUGAGGAACAGCAAGCAUGAAUGUACGCUCUCAUCCCAGGAAUAUGUCCAUGAGCUUCGUUCUGGUAUCACAGAAGAAAAACUGCUCAAUUGCCUGGAGUCGCUUCGGGUUUCUCUCACCAGUAACCCAGUCAGUUGGGUGAAUAACUUUGGUCAUGAGGGUCUUGGACUUCUUCUGGAUGCACUGGAGAAGCUUUUGGAUAAGAAACAGCAAGAGAUCAUUGAUAAACGGAAUCAGCAUAAACUUAUUCAAUGCUUGAAAGCUUUCAUGAACAACAAGUAUGGGCUGCAAAGGAUCCUGGGAGAUGAGCGCAGCCUAUUGUUACUGGCGAGAUCCAUCGACCCCAAACAGACCAGCAUGAUGACCGAGACUGUCAAGAUCCUGUCGGCCUUCUGUAUCAUCGGCGAGGAAAACAUCUUGGAUAAGAUUCUGGCCGCCAUGACAAUUGCUGCAGAGCGGAAUAAUAAGGGGAGAUUUGCUCCAAUUGUUGAAGGACUGGAGAACCACGAUGCCCAACAGCUUCAGGUUGCCUGCAUGCAGCUCAUCAAUGCGUUAGUUACUUCCCCGGAUGACUUGGACUUCCGGAUACAUCUGCGAAAUGAGUUCCUAAGAUGUGGCCUCAAAAAGAUCCUUCCUGAGCUCAAAGAAACGGAAGAGCUGGACAUCCAGCUCAAGGUGUUCAAUGAGAACAAGGAGGAGGACUCCAUCGAACUCUCCCAUCGCCUGGAUGACAUUCGGGCCGAGAUGGAUGACAUGAAUGAGGUGUAUCAUCUCUUAUCCAACAUGGUGAAAGACACGGGUUCCGAGGCCUACUUCCUGUCCAUUCUGCAGCACCUCCUGCUCAUCCGGAACGACUACUACAUCAGGCCUCAGUACUACAAGGUGAUUGAAGAAUGCAUCUCGCAGGUGGUCUUGCAUCGAAGUGGUAUGGACCCCGACUUUGGCUACAGUCGCCGAUUAGAUGUGGACUUCACCCAUUUGAUUGAUCAGUGUGUAGACAAAUCCAAAGUUGAAGAGAGCGAGCAGAAAGCUGCCGAGUACUCCAAAAAGUUUGACGAGGAGUUCAGCGCACGGCAGGAGGCCCAGGCUGAGUCUCAAAAGAAAGAGGAGAAAAUCAAAGAGUUGGAAGGGAAGAUCCAGGCCCUGGAGUCUCAGAUUGCAGCUGGUCCAGCUGCGCCCGGAGCACCACCUCUGCCACCGCAACCGGGAGGUGCUGCGGCACCCGCUCCUCCACCUCCUCCCCCGCUUCCCCCAGGUCGCUGUCCUCCACCACCGCCGCCUCCUCCUCCCGGCCAUGCCAGCGGUCCACCGCCUCCGCCGCCGCCUCCUCCAGGCGGGGGGCCUCCACCUCCACCGCCGCCACCCGGGUGUGGGCCUCCACCGCCUCCACCUUUUUUUGGGGGCCCGGGCGCACCUCCUCCGCCUCCUUCAAUGCCUGUCCUCAAACUGCCAUAUGGACUUCAGCCCAAGAAGCUUUACAAGCCUGAGUCCGUGAUGAAGAGAGUCAACUGGAAUAAGAUAGUGCCGCAGGAAAUGGCGGAGAAUUGCAUCUGGAUCAAAGUGAAAGAGGAGAAGUUUGAGAAUCCUGACCUGUUUUCUCAGCUCUCCCACUGCUUCUCGUCACAGAGCAAAGUGAGGAAAGAUCCCAAAGACGAGACUGACGACAGAAUGACACAGUUUAAGAAGAAAGCAAAGGAGCUUCGCAUUUUGGACCCCAAGACCGCACAGAAUCUAUCAAUUUUCUUGGGCUCGUUCCGCCUGCCUUAUGAAGAGAUCCGAGAAAUUGUGCUUCAGGUGGACGAGGAACGACUGAGCGAGUCACUCAUCCAGAACCUGAUAAAAAAUCUGCCGGAGCAGAACGAGCUGUCAUCAUUAGCGGAACUUAAGGCUGAAUAUGAAGAGCUGGUGGAGUCGGAGCAGUUUGGCAUUGUGAUGAGUUCAGUCAAGCUCCUGCGGCCGCGUCUCAAUGGCAUCCUUUUCAAGUUAACCUUCGAGGAGCAAGUGAACAACAUUCGUCCCGACAUAAUGAACGUGACGUUUGCCUGCGAGGAGGUAAAAAAGAGCGAAGGCUUCAGGAAACUGCUGGAGUUGGUGCUGCUGGUCGGCAACUACAUGAACGCCGGCUCCAGGAAUGCCCAAACAUUUGGUUUCAACGUCAACUUCCUCUGCAAGCUUCGAGAUACCAAAUCAAUCAGUCAAAACACAACGCUUCUUCAUUUUUUGGCUGAGAAAUGUGACGAGACAUACCCAGAGAUUUUGAGGUUUCCAGAAGAACUUGAGCAUGUGGAGAGUGCCAGCAAAGUCUCUGCUGAAAUCCUCAAAAGCAGUCUGGCCACCAUGGAGCGUCACAUCGUGAGGCUGGAGAACGACAUUGAAAACUUCCCCAAAAGUGACGACACGCAAGAUAAGUUUGUGGAAAAAAUGUCCGGCUUCUGCAAGCUUUCACGGGAGCAGUACGAGAAGUUGUCAAUUAUGCACAAGAACAUGCAAAAGCUUUACGAGAACAUAGGUAGCUACUUCACCUUCGACCCGCAAGUCAUCAGUGUGGAGGACUUCUUCGGGGAGCUGUCCAACUUCCGCAUCCUCUUUUUGGAAGCUGUGAAGGAGAACCACAAGAAGAGGGAGAUGGAGGAGAAGAUCAAGAGAGCCAGGCUGGCGAAGGAAAAAGCUGAGCGCGAGAAGCAGGAGCGCCAGCAGAAGAAGAAGAAGCUGAUUGACAUGAACAAAGAAGGAGAUGAAACUGGAGUGAUGGACAGCCUGAUGGAAGCGCUGCAGUCCGGAGCAGCCUUCCGUGAUCGGCGAAAACGGAUGCCGCGCAAUGGUGAUCAAAGUCCUUCCAGUCCAAGUUCUCGGUGGCCGACUGCUAACUAUGGUUACAGAACCCUAGACAACCGGCGCGCAGUCCUCGAAAGGUCCCGCUCGCGCCACAACACGAACCACCAAGGCCGAUGAUGGACCCCACCUCACAGGCUUGCCACAUGAGCGCCAAAAAUCACCCGGAUGACUUCCCAACAACCCUGUCACUGUGUCGCAAAAAAGCAGCAUCAAGUCAUUCAUGCCUUAGACAUUUUCUGCUAGUCUUAAAAAAUACUGUAUUGUCCUCUUUCCAAUCAUAGGAAAAAAUAUGUUUUAAGGCUAAUGGUGCUACACGCCGCUUAUGAAAACACUUCCACCAAGGACAACAGCAUCAGCAUGUCAAAGAAGACUGACUGCUUUUAACAAAACGCCCCAUGGCUUUUUAAAAGGAAUUUCAACAGCCAAGUUGGAAGAAGCUGUAAACAGACAAACACAAGAUACUGACUGCAAACUGUGAGAGUCUGAGUUAUCCCGCAAAGCUACCAGAGUUGGCCACUGCCCACUCUGAUACUUCAUAGCAUGUGACACAGUUUUAGUUUGACGACAUACAUUAUAUUUUUUACUUUGCUGUUUACUUUGGCUUGACACAUUCCUUUCAACCCCAUUUUAUCAAGUCAGUUUUAUGGUAGAGUAUUCAUGUGAGGUUGUACGGUAAUUGCCAUAGCCUGCCAAGUGUGUGUGAUUGCUUUAAAGCCCCCUUUUGCAAUACGCUGUAUUUUUGGUUCCUUCUGGUGCUGGGAAAGGAAAGUGUUUGGAUGCCGCGAGUGUGAAUACAGUGAA
Molecule: messenger RNA, 4502 nt
Organism: Syngnathus acus (greater pipefish)
Lineage: Eukaryota; Metazoa; Chordata; Actinopteri; Syngnathiformes; Syngnathidae
Gene: diaph2
Product: diaphanous-related formin 2
Exons: 30
Coding region: 441-3818 (1125 amino acids)
Biological process (GO): actin cytoskeleton organization; actin filament polymerization
Cellular component (GO): actin filament; cytoplasm
Molecular function (GO): microtubule binding; small GTPase binding; actin binding
Source: RefSeq, a predicted model, not a curated record